This is a messenger RNA of Didymosphaeria variabile, 651 nucleotides long. RefSeq lists its product as uncharacterized. Bases 1 to 651 code for a protein of 216 amino acids. The record is from RefSeq and is a predicted model, not a curated record. NCBI's taxonomy places the organism in Eukaryota, Fungi, Ascomycota, Dothideomycetes, Pleosporales, Didymosphaeriaceae. The transcript has 2 exons.
AUGAAAACAUCCUUCGGUAUCCUGUUCCUUGAUGCCAUAGUUGGUGCUGCUGGUCGAGCCACGAGCACUGCUCUGGAAGACCUGACAGCCGACGCAUUCCACGUUCGCGAAGCCGGCAUUGGAGAGAACAUGGAUCUAAUGACGUACUCGAUGUACCACCUAGUGCAAAGAGAUUCGGGAGCUCUGCUUAACUACACGACUCCUGUCACUCACGCCAACCACACGUUGCAGACCUUUUUCCAGCACUUCGUCAACAACAGCUUGUCAAUGAUGGAGAGUAACUGGGGUUAUGAGAAGAUCGGAGAUGGGGGCCACUAUGAUCUUGGAAGAGCUCUCUCGGUUGGAAUUGUCGCCUGGCUCAUAGCCACAGCGGCAGUUGUAGCAUGCGUCCAGCGGAGAUAUACAAGCUCUAUGUUGCGCAACGUCGAGUUGUUAGCGGACGUGCUGGUGCUCAUAGCAGGCAGCGAGAAUCUGCUGUCUCUAGUACAGAAAAGAGGGCUGGAUUUGAAGCGCGAUACAGAAGUUAAGACAAUGCUGGGAUGGUUCAAAGGUCGUGACGGAGUAGUCAGACGGGGUAUGGAAGUGGUAGGCGGCAGAGAUGCGGUGGAGUGGGUCUCGGCACCUCAAAAAGAUUUUGUAUACACUAAGUAG